Molecule: messenger RNA, 2137 nt
Organism: Clarias gariepinus (North African catfish)
Lineage: Eukaryota; Metazoa; Chordata; Actinopteri; Siluriformes; Clariidae
Gene: tmem163a
Product: transmembrane protein 163a
Exons: 8
Coding region: 110-901 (263 amino acids)
Cellular component (GO): synaptic vesicle membrane
Molecular function (GO): zinc ion binding
Source: RefSeq, a predicted model, not a curated record
GACGCACUCCUCUACCAGAUCAGUGCGACAGACUGGACUGAUACCGGCUCUGGAUGUGCCCGGAUGGUGAGCGCCUGUCCGCUCUAAGGCUCUUGUUUCAGACUGAAUCAUGACCGAGAUGUCGGCUCCGUGUCCCGUGCAGGAAUCAGCGGUGGUCGUGGUGGAGCCGGCGGCGGCGAGCGGGACGCAGAGAGACCGGGAGAUGGACAUCACCGAGAGCGUGGAGGGAGAAGGUCUCUUGGAGAGCAGCAUGCGCCUCAAGCCUCAUGAAGCUCAGAGUUACAGGAAGAAGGCAUUAUGGGUAUCGUGGAUCUCCAUCGUAGUGACGCUCCUCCUGGCAGCGGCGGCAUUCACCGUAUCCUUCAUGCGACACAGCGCAUCAGCCUUUGGAUUUGCUUUCGAUGCAACAUUAGACGUGCUGUCAUCCGCCAUCGUGCUCUGGCGUUACAGCAACGCGGCCGCUGUGCAUUCGGCCCACAGGGAGUACAUAGCCUGUGUGAUACUGGGGGUCAUUUUCAUCCUGUCCUCCAUGUGUAUCCUGGGCAAAGCCAUUCAUGAUCUGUCCACCAAGCUCCUGCCCGAAGUGGAUGAUUUUCUCUUCAGUGUGUUCAUUGUGAGUGGGAUACUGUGUGUCAUUCUGGCCGUCGUCAAAUUCAUACUGGGGAGGGUGUUGACCAGCAGAGCUCUGAUCACUGAUGGUUUUAACUCCUUGGUUGGCGGUAUCAUGAGCUUCUCCAUCCUGCUCAGUGCUGAGGUGUUUCGUCAUGAACCUUCUGUCUGGUUCCUGGAUGGCACCACUGGAGUUAUGAUCGGCCUCAUCAUCCUAGCUUAUGGAAUAAAGUUGUUAUUUGACAUGGUACCACGAGUAAGACAAACCAGGAACUAUGAGCGCUUUGAGUGAGCAGCUUUAGGGCGAGAACAGCAUACUUACACCUUCACCUCCAACACAGAACAUACCUAUCUACAAUCACUCCAGUACAGAUUGUGACACCAUCUGCAUUCUGGCAGCAGUUACAGGACCAAUUACCACCUCAUUAUCUUCACCAAUUUCCAUAUUCAGGCUUUCAGCACAACACACCUCAGAGAGAGGUGAUGAAGACACAGCAGGAAAUAGUUUCUGAGUUUGAUCCAGACAAAGGAAGAACGGAACUCAAAGCCAGCAAAUCCUGGUAGCCGGAUCAAACCUUCGGAAAUGCGAAACUUCUUAUUUAUGACGACCUCCACUGCCAGGUGUGGUGUAUGUAUAACAAAGCAUUUGAGAUUUAUUGCUUAUGUUUUUGUUGUUUGUCACCAUUCACAAAUUGUCCACAAGAACUGGGUUCCAGAACUGUUCCAGAAUAGGGAUGCAUUAGUACCAAAAACACAAAUAACAGCUCCUACCCAGUAUGUUGUUGUUUACCAUCAGGCAUUAUCGGUCCUUUUCAAUAAGAGAUUUUUACAGCUGUACAGAAGCAAUAUUCCAGAUGAUUCAAGUUGGGGCUACUGCAGCUCAUUUUCAAAUAAACUUACUGGACUUCUGAAGAUUAAGCCUGGUACCCUGAUGCAUGAACAUCACUUUUUCAUACCAGCUAUUUGAACAGAUCUAAAUAGAAUUAAAUAUCAUGUUUGAGUGAGGUUUCUGAUGGAAUAAUACCCUUACACUCUAAAAUGCAUGGAUUUAAAGAGUUUAAAUGCAUCCCUAGUCUGGAUCCCAACCCACAGUUCUUAUAUUGUAUCGCAGGUCAUUCCACUGAUUCAAAACAUUAAUCAAUUGAAUGAUUUACAUUCAAGUAUCUGCAUAUUUAAUCUGAAUGGAAAAACUAGAUAGCUUUGUAAAAUCCAUGCAGGUUUUUUUCCCCCAAUAUGAGAAUCUCAUAAAUACUAAAUACGAUCAUUUAAAAACCCACAACCCAAGGAAGUGUGAUUUUUAGCAAUGUGGGGAGCUCUAGCAUAUAUUUUCUGUUGACAACUUGUCAGAUAUCUUGCAGUAUUUAUAACAACAAGCCAAAGUCACUGAACAGUAUGACAUGAUAAGUGAUAAGCACAGCUCUCGCUCUUUGCCGUUUUUUUUUUUUUUAUUCAAUUAUAUUUUGCAGUAUCCACUAUUUCUCUACCAGCAAUACCUAAUAUCUAAAUUCAAUCUUCAGGUUAUAGUGUU